Messenger RNA from Mucor velutinosus, 1602 nucleotides. RefSeq lists its product as uncharacterized. The transcript is spliced from 5 exons. Gene Ontology annotation, molecular function: magnesium ion transmembrane transporter activity. The record is from RefSeq and is a predicted model, not a curated record. Gene Ontology annotation, biological process: intracellular magnesium ion homeostasis; magnesium ion transmembrane transport. The coding region runs from base 1 to 1602 and encodes 533 amino acids. Lineage: Eukaryota; Fungi; Mucoromycota; Mucoromycetes; Mucorales; Mucoraceae. Gene Ontology annotation, cellular component: membrane.
AUGGAGGAUGAACGAUUCCAUGCCAGACCAUUCUUGGCUCCUUCAGUCUCUCAAGACUACGUUUUGCAGAUGGAACCAGUUGAUUCAACAGCAUCCACGCCUCCACCUGUGCCAACGACUUCUACUGAUACGACAAAAGGUCGAAAGAACUCUGCUGAUGUCGAAGUAUGUUAUCCGUACCCUACACAACGACCAGAUCAACACUCGACUUUGGAGACAGAGGUGUUGAAAUCCUAUAUUCAAAACACCAAGGAUGACGAGACCAGCGAUCCUGACUACAAGUUGGAGCGUCAACUUACCGCUAAAUUGGAUGAUUUGCUGGACAGUGGCCAAAAGGCCCCAAGCUCUGCUUCAAGGCGGUACAGCUUCUAUGGCGAUCAUGUUCGGGAUCCAUCUGAAGUGAACAAAAACAUUGACAGAUACACCUUUUACUCUGCUGAACUUGGAUCAUUAAAGCAUCGAUCGUUCCGUCAGCUACUGAUGAUGAAGGCGCCUACCGACGACCAGGAAACAGUGGCUGAUUUGCUGAUGGAAACAACGAGUUGGUGGAUUGAUAUCUUUGCGCCCUCAAACGAAGAGAUGCGAAUUAUUAGCAAAAUUUUUCGAAUUCAUCCACUUACCACAGAGGAUAUCCAAGCUCAAGAAUCCAGAGAGAAAUGCGAGAUAUUUCAAAACUACAUGUUUAUCAGCUUCAGAAGUUUCAAUCAUGACUUUAAUAGCCCUGAAUACCUGGAGGCAGUUAAUUUCUAUAUUGUCAUUUUCAAAGAUGGUGUCUUGACGUUCCGAUUUCAGGAUUUACCUCAUCCACACAAUGUGCGUCGACGCAUCCAUCAACUCAAGGACUUUAUUCAUGUUACACCCGAGUGGAUCAAUUAUGCUCUCAUUGACAAUGUUACAGAUAGCUUUGCUCCGUUGAUCCAGCACACGGAACUCGAAGUAGACUCAAUCGACGAUCUUGUGCUUGUGCUGAACGGGUCAGAACAAAACGACAUGCUGAGACGUAUUGGCAGUUGCAGAAAGACGGUAAUGCAGUUAUUGCGUCUACUAGGACCCAAAGCAGAUGUCGUUCGUAGUUUGAUCAAACGAUACGAGGAUAAGGCAAAGGAAAUUAACUAUAACAAUAUACGCCUGAGAGAAUCAGCAGCCACUAAUGGCAACACCGCCGCACUUGGCACCACAACAAACAACACAACCGCCACCGCAGCAACAGCAGGCGAUACUACUAUACCAGAGCAAGACGAAGUCAAGGUGCAUCAUGAAGUGACACUCUAUCUAGGAGAUAUCCAAGAUCACAUCCUUACCAUGUUGCAAAAUGUAAACCACUAUGAUCUUAUCCUGGGCAGGGCACAUAGAAACUACUUGGGCCAAAUCUCUAUUGAGCUAUCUCAAGCAGGCAAUACCACCAACGAAGUGAUCAAUCGACUCACCUUCUUUGCCACCGUCAUUGUACCACUGAAUCUGGUGGGUGGUUUAUUUGGUAUGAACGUUCAUGUGCCAGGUCAAAACAAUGACGAUUUGGUAUGGUUCUUUUGGAUUGUAUUGGGCAUGCUGUUGUAUGUUGUAGCCAUGGUGGCUGUUGGCAAGAGAACAGGGUUCCUCUAG